AUGGCCUCGGAGUCGGCCGAGACGCACUCUGAGACUGAGGAGGAGGAGGAGGCCUCGGAGUCGGACGAUACGGGCUCCAAGGCGGAGGAGGAGACGCACUCCGAGGCGAACGAGGUGACGCCCCGCAAGGCAGAGCUCGACUUCUCUGCGACGGAUAGGGAAGCCACUGAGGACGACCUGGACCAGCUCAUCGAAGAAUCAAGCAUGAGGGCUGAUCUUGCUUCGCGGACUACGGGAUCGACUCCGCGAUCCGGCGGCACUUUAUCGCAGCCCAACAGAGACUCUGCGAACGUUCUGCCGCCCAGUCGCGAAAAUCCUUGGCUCGUACUAAACUAA
Molecule: messenger RNA, 336 nt
Organism: Anthostomella pinea
Lineage: Eukaryota; Fungi; Ascomycota; Sordariomycetes; Xylariales; Xylariaceae
Source: the annotation of a GenBank genome assembly